Oppiella nova is the source of this 561-nucleotide messenger RNA. Lineage: Eukaryota; Metazoa; Arthropoda; Arachnida; Sarcoptiformes; Oppiidae. The record is from the annotation of a GenBank genome assembly.
GCCAAGACUGCCGGUGCCGAUAAGCUCCAGCAGUUGACGACUCAAUUGGAGGAAAAGUUAGCCGAAGCACAAAAGGCCGGUCAAGAUUUGGCCGCAAAGUUGAAGACAGAUGUGACUAAGAAAUUGUCGGAUUUGAAGACCGCUGGCCAACAGGGGGCACAACAAUUGGAGGACGCAAUCGAGGAACAGGCCGCUCAACUCAACAGCCAAGUUACAGGUCUCGUCAAAAAGAUUGAGGACGUGAAGACAAAGUUGCCGGCUGUUGCAACACAACUGCAGUCACAACUGCAAAAAACUCUUUCAUCGGCCAAAACAACUCUCACCAAUCAGUUGACUGACAUCACUAACCAACUGAAGACGGCCAGCGGACAGGUGAAGACAACCCUCCAACAGGCUAAGGCUGAACUGGAGGCUGAGUUGCAGAACAUUCUGAACCAGGCUCAAAAUGAGAGUGUUAACAUUGAUGUGAAUGCCGGAACCGAUUCAGGCGCUCAUGUGGGCGUACAGGUGGGAACUGGCAGUGGAAGCGGUAGUGCCACCAUUGGCGUCAAGACCCUCUAA